Molecule: messenger RNA, 363 nt
Organism: Closterium sp. Yama58-4
Lineage: Eukaryota; Viridiplantae; Streptophyta; Zygnematophyceae; Desmidiales; Closteriaceae
Source: the annotation of a GenBank genome assembly
AUGGCUCCGGGGCUGGUAGUGCUCUCAAAUCUUGAUGAGGACGAGGACGGCGUGCAGCCCGUUGAGGCAACGGCCACUACUGACCUUGACCGCUGCACACGCCGAAUUGCGCGGCAGGCAACCGAGACCUUGGUGCAAUUUGCACAUGCCAGAGGCAUUCUGCCCCGUGAGCUGCUAGAGCACCUCGAAAUUGGCAACCCUGUCGUUAUUGACCGUCUCGAGCGUGCUAGCAGGGUGAUGGUCGAUCUGAACAUGCCCGCUGAAGACCGCACGGAAGAGGAUUGGAACGCCUCUAACACCAUUGAAGACGAGGCGGAACUGCUGGCUAUGGCUCUUGACAUCCUCCGUCAGCCCGAGAUGUAA